Mollisia scopiformis is the source of this 1194-nucleotide messenger RNA. RefSeq lists its product as uncharacterized. The record is from RefSeq and is a predicted model, not a curated record. The transcript has 2 exons. The coding region runs from base 382 to 1011 and encodes 209 amino acids. Lineage: Eukaryota; Fungi; Ascomycota; Leotiomycetes; Helotiales; Mollisiaceae.
AGCUGGCCAGCCCUGAUUUGCUCUUCCCAGUCCCAGCUCCCCACAAUUCGCUGUGGCUUGAUCUGGUCUCCCAGGAUCACCCGCUCGCCAUUGGCCGGACCAGCCUUACCUCAGCCCCAGCACCAUGCACGAUUCCUGGUUGCGGUACCUCGAUCUCCAAAUAGCUCGUGAUAGGCCCUGGCAUAGCGUCAUUUGGCUAGAACCUCCUCUUUUCGAACGUCACUCCAGCACCCUUCCUUCCCUUCACUCUUGUCGCAACUCAUCACUUUUCACUGCGCAAACAUUCCAAUUGUAUUUCCUACGUCGCGGACUCGAGAUACGUAUAUUGAGAACAGAGAUUGAAGAAUUGAAGUUGAGAAUUUUCGGCCGACGUCAUCCGAUAUGUCUGAACAAGUCCAAGAAGGGGACAAAGUGUCCUGGAACUGGAACGGCUCGCACCCCUCGGGAACAGCCGCCGAAGUCAAAGCGGGCGAAGUAACCGUUACCUCGCACCGCGGCAACGAGAUCUCUAAGACGGGCGACGCGAGCAACCCCGCCGUGCACAUCGAGCGCAGCGGCAACGACGUCGUCAAAACGGCCAACGAGUUGAACGUCGAGAAGAAGGCUGAGGGGUCUUCUUCCAGCAAUGGGGAUGCUGUGAACGGGGAGUCUAAGCAGGAAGAAGAGAAGGAGAAGAAGCCGGAAGAAGAGAAGGAGGCUGAACAAAACCCAGAGGAAGAAGAAGAAGAAGAAAAGAAAGACGAAGCACAAACAGGCGAAAAGCGAAAAGCGGACGAGAAAGCCGACGCUGGUGAAGAAGCGGAGGACAAGAAAGAAGAAGAAGGCGAAGAACCCAAGAAGCAGAAAACAAGCAACGGCACAGCCGCAACCAAGAACGGCGACAACAAGAAGAAACCCGGACGACCCAAGGCUGCAGCAGGCGGAGAAAAGAAGGCGCCUAAGAAGGAGAAGAAACAACCCGCGGUCGGCAGAGCGGAGAGGAAGACGAGGAGCCAGGCGAAGAGCGACUAAAAAUUGAAUUAUGGGUUUCUUCUUUUUGGUGGACAAGGAUGGGAUGGAUGGGAUGGUGCUAUUGUCGGGUUCGCUGUUGCGGUUGGUUGGACAUAUGAUGGCCCGGCGGCGCAUCCUGGGGGGCAUUUUGGUUUGAUGGGAGGGGUGGGGUUGGUUUGGUUUUUGUACAUAAGUUACAAUUAU